AUGAUGGGCGCCGAAGAUAUCCUAGGCACCACUAGAACCCCCGAACGAGCCGACGCCUGUCUAGAAAGCACCGUCAUGCACCUCGCAGAUCCCGACGCCGAAUCCGGACGCAUGUGUUCCACCCUCCUAACCAACAUGUCCCCAAAGCCCGCCAUUCCAAUCCAAAUCAUCCGCGCCAUCGAACUCCCAGGCCCCGUCAAAGUGCACCUCGCCGUGGCCGAACAUCUACUGGGCCCGGAGUUCUGGAAAGUCAACCAACUACCGACAAUGACCCGGUCAUACAAGACCUUCAAGCAUUUAUUCCUCUACGUCCUAUUUGUAGAUCUGUGGUUGGUCAACAAGUUGCCCUGGUGGUUCCGGACCCGUAGCCCUCUGAUCCGUGAAGGGCAGUAUAGGAUGAUUGCGAAAGAGAUUGCACACAAGAGGACGCAGUUCGAGCUGGUGGAGGAGCCAGAGGAUGGGGGGAAGGGGUUUGAUGGACAGGAGAAGGGAGUUCCACCUCAUGAUGCUGUUGGGUACCGGGCUGAGGCUGCUGGUGGUGGAGGAAGUGGGUGUCCCAAGGUGUUGAUGGUUGCGUCUGCGGCGUUGGGUGUUGCUAUGGUCGUUGCCGACCGUCGUUGGAUUGGAUCAGUUGAAUCUGAAGGCUGA
Linnemannia hyalina is the source of this 648-nucleotide messenger RNA. NCBI's taxonomy places the organism in Eukaryota, Fungi, Mortierellomycota, Mortierellomycetes, Mortierellales, Mortierellaceae. The record is from the annotation of a GenBank genome assembly.